Messenger RNA from Malaya genurostris, 2063 nucleotides. RefSeq names its product nucleolar protein 58 (gene nop5). The coding region runs from base 237 to 1955 and encodes 572 amino acids. Gene Ontology annotation, cellular component: small-subunit processome; box C/D methylation guide snoRNP complex. The transcript has 6 exons. Gene Ontology annotation, molecular function: snoRNA binding. NCBI's taxonomy places the organism in Eukaryota, Metazoa, Arthropoda, Insecta, Diptera, Culicidae. The record is from RefSeq and is a predicted model, not a curated record.
UGUGUUUCUUUUUAUCAGAACAUCCGGAGCUGAACAGUUCAGUUCGAUAGUUGUUGGUUGUUUACUGGAUGGACGAAUUAGAUUAUGCAGGAAAGGUGCAUAUAUUUUGAUCCAUGAUAAACCAGUGAAAAGUUUUACGAGCGUCGCUCUACUGCCGACAACAGGAAUCCGUGUAAAAUUUUGGAUAGUGAUAAAUAGGUGCGUUUUAGUACUGAACUGAAGUAUUCACAGUAACCAUGUUUGUGCUCUACGAGACGCCGGCAGGUUAUGCCAUAUUCAAGCUUUUGGAUGAAAAGAAAUUACAAGAAAUCGAUAAUCUUUAUCUGGAGUUUGAGAGUCCAGAGCGUGCAAAUAAAAUCGUGAAACUCAAGCAUUUCGAAAAAUUUGCUGACACUGUGGAAGCCCUGUCUGCGGCCACAGCUGCCGUGGAAGGGAAGCUUUCGAAGCCACUGAAAAAAACCCUCAAAAAAUUAGUUUCCGAUGAUGUGCAGAAUCAACUGCUAGUGGCGGAUGCCAAACUCGGUAAUGCAAUCAAAGAUAAACUGGCACUGCAGUGUGUUUCCAACACAGCGGUCCAAGAGCUGAUGCGAUGCAUCCGUUCGCAGUCGGAAAAUUUACUGUCGGGGCUUCCCAAGAAAGAGAUGACGGCGAUGGCGCUCGGGCUGGCCCAUUCCUUGUCACGCUACAAACUCAAGUUUUCACCCGAUAAAAUCGAUACCAUGAUUGUGCAGGCUCAGUGUCUGCUGGAUGAUUUGGACAAGGAAUUGAACAAUUACAUCAUGCGGGCCAGAGAAUGGUACGGUUGGCACUUCCCGGAAUUGGGAAAGAUUCUGACGGACAAUAUCGCGUUUGUCAAAACCAUCAAAUUGGUAGGAACGCGCGACAACAUGGCCACUAACGAUUUGUCCGACAUUCUACCGGAAGAAUUGGAAGAAAAGGUAAAGGAAGCGGCGGAAAUUUCCAUGGGUACCGAAAUUUCCGAACAGGACAUCCUCAACAUUCAGAAUCUCUGUGAUGAGAUUCUCUCCAUCAGCGAAUAUCGAUCGCAUCUCUAUGACUAUCUGAAAACCCGAAUGAUGGCAAUGGCACCGAACCUGACGGUACUCGUUGGUGAUACGAUCGGUGCCCGGUUGAUCUCCCAUGCUGGUUCACUAGUCAAUUUGGCUAAACAUCCCGCAUCGACACUGCAAAUUUUGGGUGCGGAGAAGGCCCUUUUCAGGGCGCUAAAAACGAAAAAGGACACUCCAAAGUACGGUAUUAUUUUCCACGCCAGUCUGAUCGGGUCGGCCAGCACCAAGAAUAAGGGAAAAAUCUCCCGAUCGCUGGCUGCCAAAGCAUCGUUGGCCUGCCGAAUGGAUGCUUUCGGCGAGGAUGUCACAAUGGAACUCGGUACCGAGCAUCGUGCCAAGCUGGAAAUUCGACUCCGGAUGCUCGAGGAGGGUAACCUUUCCAAACUGUCCGGUACGGGCAAAGCCAAGGCCAAACUGGAGAAAUAUCACGCGAAAAGCGAGAUUAAGGUUUUCAAAAGUGGCGAAGACAGCACACUUCCCAUCGGGAAGAAGCGAAAGCUUUCCGAAGGUGUUAAGAUUGAGGAAAUCGAGGUCAAGCAGGAAGUUAAGGACGAACCUAUGGAUGAUACAACGUUUGGAGAGUCUUCUAAGAAAAAGAAAAAGAAGAAACAAAAGACUCUUGACGAAACAAGUGAAUCAAUCGAUGAUUCGAUGGUGACUGCGAAAACCGAGGUCGAGGAAGCACAACCGGAGGACGAGUCCCAGCAGGAGAAAAAGAAGAAGAAGAAGAAAAAGAAACGCGAAAGUGCUGGAGCACAGCAGCAGGAGCAAGAAGAAGCGGAAAACGAAGAAAGUAUGAUGCUACAGGAUGAACCUGCUUCAGCAACACCCAAAUCAGAGAAGAAAAAGAAAAAGAAGCAAGCGGACGGAGAUAGCGGUAGUUAGAAUGUAUUAUUGGCAACGUUAAAUCACAGAGCAGUUUUCAUUAUUAUUUUGAACUUUGAAUCCUUCUCGAAAAAAUAAAGUUCUAAGAAUUGUUUUUAAAACCUUGAA